Molecule: messenger RNA, 273 nt
Organism: Symbiodinium sp. CCMP2592
Lineage: Eukaryota; Dinophyceae; Suessiales; Symbiodiniaceae
Source: the annotation of a GenBank genome assembly
AUGAAGGACGCCGAACCGACCACCAAGCGCAAGGCGGCUGCAAAUGAUACGAUCACCUCCACCUAUGAGGCCGCCCUCAAGAAGCUCAAGAAGCCUGAGUUGGAAAAGAAAUUAUCGGCAACACCCGCUCUCCCCGAGCACAUCAUUCCCGGCAAGCUGAAAAAAGAUCAGCUGAUCGCCGAACUUCUCAAAGUGCAUGCUGGAUGCAGCGCCAACCAUAAGAUCUCGGCCAUGUUUGGAGCCGGCGUAGCCGGAGCCAAGGGCAAGGAGUGA